Cetraspora pellucida is the source of this 729-nucleotide messenger RNA. The record is from the annotation of a GenBank genome assembly. Lineage: Eukaryota; Fungi; Glomeromycota; Glomeromycetes; Diversisporales; Gigasporaceae.
AUGCCUCCGAGAGCGGAAGACGAAAGGUUUGAGAAUUUUAAAACAAAGGAACAAUACCCAACUUUUAAGUCAGUAGACGUUCCUCUACCUUACUGUGUUGAUCAUGGGAAGAUGAUUCUCAAACCAGCAACGAAUCCAUUAUGGAACUUUGUCAGUUGGUGUACUAUCACUUCUAGUGCUCUGGACAAGGCCGAUUCUGACAGAGUCCGUUGGACGCUUGGUGCUCAAGAAAUAUGUUUUACUACUCCCACACUUUCAAGAUUCUUCUCUCUAGGCCAAGUUGUACCGACCGUCCGCGGCGCCGGAAUUUAUCAGCCUGCUAUGAACUUUGCUCUAGAUAGAUUAAAUGAAGGAAAAUGGGUUCAUAUUUUUCCUGAAGCAAGGGUCAAUCGAACAACGGAUUUGAUUCGCUUUAAAUGGGGUAUUGGACGAUUAAUGAUGGAAUCAAUAAACCCUCCGAUUGUUGUACCGAUAUGGCACAGAGGGCUUGAAACAAUAAUGCCUAAAGAAAGGGAUCACACAUGGAUGCCAUUAUUUGGUAAAAAUGUUAUCAUCGCUUAUGGUGAUCCAAUUGAUUUUAAAGAUAUUCUCACAAAUUAUCAUGCAGGAAAGACAGAUGAAAUUACGACACGAAUCAUUAUUACUGAUAUAAUAUUUCGUGCAAUGGCUGAAUUAAAAAAAAAGUCUGAGUUAUUAGAAGCUAAAAAAUUUAAAGAAAAUUAUUCAUGA